Messenger RNA from Acipenser ruthenus (sterlet), 2981 nucleotides. Its product is annotated as neurensin-1-like. Gene Ontology annotation, biological process: nervous system development. The transcript is spliced from 3 exons. Lineage: Eukaryota; Metazoa; Chordata; Actinopteri; Acipenseriformes; Acipenseridae. The coding region runs from base 101 to 706 and encodes 201 amino acids. The record is from RefSeq and is a predicted model, not a curated record. Gene Ontology annotation, cellular component: transport vesicle; neuron projection; neuronal cell body.
GUACAUUGAUUCUCUGAGACAGCGGACGUUCAGUGAUGGGAUCCAAGUGAGAGAGCGGUGGCCAGCAAUCACUCUCCAGGCAGUAAGCUGGUUAUGUCAGAUGUGGAGGAUGAGUUCUUGCUCAGAGAUCUGUGGGUCGGAGCAUGCUGAGCAAGUGCACAGUACUGCCGAGAGCAACUGUCGGCGCUAUGGGGUUCGAUCGUACUUGCAUCAGUUCUACGAGAACUGCACCGCUUCAAUCUGGGAGUAUGAUGAAGAUUUUCAGAUUCAGAGAUCACCAAGCAGGUGGAGCUCUGUUCUCUGGAAGGUCGGACUCAUAACCGGUUCUGUCAUUCUGCUAGUUGGCUUGAUAGUAAUUGCAGUUGGCUACACUGUCCCAUCAAAAAUUGAAGCAUUUGGGGAAGAUGAAUUGCUUUUUGUGGAUGACCAUGCAAUACAGUUUAACAGAGCUCUCGACAUCUGCAAGCUAGCUGGCGCCAUUUUGUUUUGCAUUGGAGGAACGAUGAUGGCAUCAUGUCUGCUGAUGUCUGCUUUUGUCAAGAAUUAUUCGAAAGAGGAGAGAUACCUGCAGCAGAAAUCCAAAAAGAGAAUAGCGGAAUUGCAAGCUUCUGCCCAUCCAAUUACAAAGGUUCCGACUCCUGGAGAGUGUAAAAUACCUGUUACUCUGUCAAAAGUGCAAAAUGUUCAACCCUCUUCUGAAACCUGAUAUUAAAUGUUCACAUUAGCCAUGCAUCUGUUCACUAAACAUCAGCUCCCUUGAUGAAGCAGAAAAUUACACAUGCACUUGCAUAAAAAUAAAAAACAUAAUCUUAAAAAAAACAUAGUCAAAUAAAUAAAUGCAGAAUUAUAGUAUGGGCCAUUUGUGUGGGUUUUUUUUUUACCCCACUGAGACCCUUUGCUUAAGUCACUCCUUGUUUCACAGUGCCCUGGUACGUAAACUAUUAUCCAUUGAUUGGACUGAGUUGAGGGUGGUGUAUUUGAUGCAUAUGUUUUUGUCCCACUCAUAAUCUUGCUUUCCUUGAAGAGAAGUCUUGGUAGCCAUCACUGUAGAAACCAAUUUAUGGUGGAUAAAUUACAGAACACAUAUCCCACCCACCUAGUUGUUCUCAAUGGGAAAUUAAUAAUAUUUGGGAUACCACAGCACUUAAUGGGACACUUACUAUAAUUAGUGCCACAUAUUUGACAAGAAUGUGUGAAAAACAAGUAGCCUGAGUGGGGUAAAUCAAAGAACAAAUGUCUCAAACCAGUCAUUCUGCAUUUAUUACUCCCACAACAUAUCGUGUUUCCCUGCUAUUUGUGUAAAAAAUGAAAUGCUUGUUGAACGGGCAGCAGUGUGGAGUAGAGGUUAGGGCUCUGGACUCUUGACCAGAGGGUUGUGGGUUCAAUCCCCAGUGGGGGGACACUGCUGUUGUACCCUUGAGCAAGGUACUUUACCUACAUUGCUCCAGUAAAAACCCAACUGUAUAAAUGGGUAAUUGUAUGUAAAAAUAAUUAAAUAAUGUGAUAUCUGUAUAAUGUGAUAUCUUGUAACAAUUGUAAGUCGCCCUGGAUAAGGGCGUCUGCUAAGAAAUAAAUAAUAAUAAUAAUGGAAUUAUGGGGUGAAUGGGAGCAAUGACCAUUUUGCCAGAUAAGUCCAAAUCUCUGCCUUUCAAUAAAGAAACAAUGUAUGAGUAAACCAGUUAACUUUGCUAUCUUUUAAAGUGGCAUUGUGCAGUAUGAGGUUUUACUACAUGAAACCGUUCUCUGAUGAGAACUAUUUCUGCCUAUCAGUGCUCCAUUAUCAACACAAUUAAACACAGGCAGGCAUGGGGUAUGUGGAUUGAAUGUAAGGUUUCAAUUGUUAAUAAAACCACACAGUACUCCCCAUCAAAGCAACUUUCCAACACUGAUCUUUUCAUGCUUUUUUUUUUUACUGAUUAUGUUAAAAUAUUUAAUAACAUCAAGCAAAUUUUAAACCACCCUUUGUCAUUUGUAUGGUGCUGUAUACAGAAAUUGAGCAUGGCAUUUUCUCCCUGUGGUAUCUUCUGAUUGGCUAGGUGGAAUUAAGCUCAUUAAUUAUUUCAAUAUUACAACAUAUGUUUAUGCUAAUUGUUUAAAUGACAUCUAUGGGUUUCCUGGGUGACAUGCAGGUCAUACUGUGGCAGCAGGCAGAAUUAAAACAAUAUACAAAUAUUAAAUGUUGUUGAAAAUGAUAGUGAAAUACUGUAACUGACAGUGGGUUAUAAUCCCAAUGUUAUUGUUCACAGCUCUUAACCUUUCUCAUUAUUUAUUUAUUUCUUAGCAUCAAAGGCAUGAUAGUUUUCUAAAGUCUGAAUAUUUUAUAUAUUUCUGAUAUUUCUUCAGUCAUUUCUCUUGCCUAUAUAAUUUGCAGUGAAUAAUUUAUUUUAUGAGGCUUGUGGAAGUAGUUUUUUUUUUCAUAGAACACUGCUGGAGGAGUAACUAAAGGAUUUUUACUGACAUCUUUAAUGAGCUUCUUUUCCUGUUAAUUAUAGAGUAACCAUAAGGAGAAAACAUUAUUUUCUAAAAAGAAAAUUGCUUUUAUAAAAUCUGUUUAACAGACAUGUAACUAUUCAUUUUCUUGAAUUGUGGAGUACACACAACAAUGCUGGUACAAGAAAUUACAUUUUCUGCUGUGCAAUCCUGUUGGAUGACCUUCAGUUAUAUUUUUAUAUUAGUUACAGAGUUUUCCAUGUGUGGGGUGUGCUAAUUGAAUAUGCCUUUUUCUUAGCAGUGUAUAAAUGUAAUUUUUCUUGAAGAAUAUUCAAUGAUGGUUCCUUGUGCAGUCAUAUUUUUGUAAGUAAUGUGAAAGGAACUAAGUUCAUGAAGCCAAGAUGUAUUCUUCUCCUAAAUGAAAUUAAACCUUAAAUGUAUUCUAAUAUAGAUUCUCAGAUAAUCAGAUUAUUUUAAUUUACAGUUGUGACUGAAGAUCAUUUUGUCUAUUUUUGAAGGGAUUUAGUAAAGAAAUAAAGAUCAGGACAAAG